UUUUGCUUUAACGUUGACUUUGGUGAUUUAAUUUAUCUUGGCGUGUUUUAACCCGUUGUCUGGCUUCACAUUCUCAGCUUUAUUUUCCAGUUACUCUAACAUGGAACAAGUUCCCUAAAAUUCCACAGUUUUUAUUUCCCAAAUUUAUUAAUUUCCUGAUUUUACAAUUUGUUGAAUUUAUUAUUUUGAUGAGUUUAUUAUUUUGAUGAAUUUAUUACUUUUUCGCAAAUUUAUUAUUUCUUCUCAAAUUUAUUUUGUAUUGGUUUUAUAAUUUGUUUGUAAAAUGUCUAUGAAUUUGUUCCGUUUGAGUGGCGACAUGUGCCACGUGGUCAGUCUUCUGCUACUCAUCUGGAAACUCAAAACCUCCAAAAACUGCCUCGGAAUCUCAGCCAGAAUGCAGGAACUCUACCUCAUCGUAUUCAUCUGCAGAUAUGUUGAUUUAUUUUUAUACUUUAUAAGUGUGUAUAACACUGUGAUGAAGGUUUUGUUUAUUACGAUAACUUCCUUUUCCAUUUACCUCAUUCGCUUCAAACCCCCGAUCUCUCAAACCUACAACCGCAAAAUCGAUAAAUUCUCCUACGAAAAAUACCUCCUAGGACCCGUCCUACUGUUAACGUUGUUGACUACGAAGACGUACAAGGUGUUUGAUGUGUUGUGGACGUAUUCGAUAUGGUUGGAGAGUGUGGCGAUAUUGCCGCAGUUAACGAUGUUGUAUCAGCAGCGUGAGGUUGAGAACAUAACGUCGCACUACGUUGCUACCAUGGGACUUUACAGGGCAUUGUACGUUGUCAAUUGGGUCUAUCGCUACUUCUUUGAAAACCCGCCGUACGUCUGCAUUAUCUGCUGGGUCGCAGGACUCAUACAAACGGCGCUCUACGUGGACUUUUUCUACUACUUCGCUAAGUCAAAGUGGUACGGGAAAAAACUCGUACUACCCUUCACCGGAGACGUUUAA
This is a messenger RNA of Theileria parva strain Muguga, 955 nucleotides long. It is a transcript of the gene ERD2, whose product is annotated as ER lumen protein-retaining receptor. The record is from RefSeq and is a predicted model, not a curated record. Bases 284 to 955 code for a protein of 223 amino acids. Gene Ontology annotation, molecular function: ER lumen protein retrieval receptor activity. Gene Ontology annotation, cellular component: endoplasmic reticulum; membrane; cis-Golgi network. Gene Ontology annotation, biological process: endoplasmic reticulum to Golgi vesicle-mediated transport; protein retention in ER lumen. The transcript is spliced from 3 exons. Lineage: Eukaryota; Apicomplexa; Aconoidasida; Piroplasmida; Theileriidae.